This is a messenger RNA of Pelobates cultripes (western spadefoot toad), 24076 nucleotides long. NCBI's taxonomy places the organism in Eukaryota, Metazoa, Chordata, Amphibia, Anura, Pelobatidae. The record is from the annotation of a GenBank genome assembly.
AAAAGAUCUUUAAUUUCUCCAUGGAUUAAAUAGUUUUUGUUUUAUACAACAACUCUUUACAUUUACAAUUGGUAUUGUAAAAUAAACUAUUUCAAACAUUCAGCAGGAACUGUACCAGGAGGUAGUGUUCGAAAACCAGUCAUCCCAAAAGGGGCUUGCUCUCAGACUCAUGCAUGUCCCCACAACUUUUGACAAGGCACUCUCAUAGAUUUUAACGUGCAGCUGCACAGCUCCCUUCAGGAAACGAAAAAAAUAAAAUAAAAAUGGUUCUACUAGCAAAAUGAUACAAGUCACAACUAGGCUUUUAUUACUUGCCCAGGAGUUAUAGUGUUGUAAUUCAUCUAUGGACAACCAUGUCUUCCACUUAACACAUGUAGACCAGAAUUGGGCAUAAAUUGUCCAAAAGUACCGGUCAAUGUUUUUUGGUGCAAAGCAACAAUAAAAGUUUUUUUCCCCCUAUAUGUAGCAAAUUAUGUACAGUCAUUUCUAAAGCAAACAGCAUAUACAAGUGAGCAGCUUGUUUCAGCACCAAAUUAAACCAUGUUUCUUUUAACAAAUGCUGAGCAAAGUAUGUUACAACUUGUUUCCAUUGUUUUAACAGGAGUGCAAUUAAAUGUUUUUGAAUAGCUAAGGAACUCUUGCAAGAGUAUGGUCAAAACAGCUUGUGCACAAUAGGUAAAUCAGGUUGACAAAGUUCAUAAUUGCACAAUAUCCCUUUCUUUAAAGCCAUCUUAGAUGAGACUUUCCCCCUACCAGAAGGAGAGAGAGAGAGGACAACCAAAUCAUCCUCAAAAUAACACUCACACAAGUCUCAGCUAAGAAAAAGUGCAAAAUAUCAUGCAGACAUGGUAAUUCACUAUGGUGCAUGAUGAUGUGAAUGACUUUUUUUUGUUUUAACGUCCAUACUGUCAAACUGGGAGAUAAAAAAAUAAAAUAAAAGUCUCCUGGGUAGCUAUAUUUUCAGCUUGGCUCUAUUGGCCUAAAGUGUAAAAUUUCCUUUUAAUUCCAGACCACACAAGGAACAAAGUAAAUAACCUUGAAAGAGUGUAGUCCAGUGGUUCCCAAACCAGUCCUCGUGGAAGCCCUACCAGUCCAGGAUUUAGGGAUCACUCUGUUGUGUCCAAGGUGUUUUUUUCCCCCCUUUUCUUUUUUCUAAAAAACAAUACCUUAGAUACAACUGGGUAAUCCCUGAAUCCUGGACUGGUAGGGCAGGGGUUCCACGAGGAGGAACUGGUGUAGUCAGCAGAGCGUGGGUGUCAAGUGUCUUGUUUCCACCAUAACAACUUAAUACAGACUGCUACCUGUGGACCCCAAACAGAUGGGUUUGGUAAAGCGAGUAAUGUCCCCAGACCCCCAGCACGGGGGGCAGGACAUUGUGUAAGGGCAGGUUUCUGAGCAGCUGGGGUCAUUUCAAUGAGAAGAAGAAGGCAGCGGCGGUGAGGAAGAGCAGCAGGGCGGACACCUCGCUCAGCUGGUGGAAGGGGUAUUUCUGGCUGGGCUGUCUCCGCACUCUCUCCAUGUAGGCCCUGCGGGCUCUCUGCAGCCGCUCCCUCUCCAGCUGCUCCCCGUAGUGGGCCUGGUAGAAGGCGUCGAAGUUGAACAUGGCCUUGGAGGGGGUCCUGGGGCUGCUGCUGCCCUCCGUGCGGCCCGCGGGCCCUGUCCUGGCCGGGCUGCCCGCCCUCCCGCUGGGCUUGCCGGCGUUGCGGGCCUCCUCCAGGCUCAGCACGCCCAGGUCGUACUUCUUCCUCAGGCUGAGGCUGCCCAGCACGUGGUAGGCCUCGGUCACCUCCCCGAAGCGCAGUGCGGCCUCCUCGCUGCCGGCGUUGCGGUCCGGGUGGAAGCGGAAGGACUGCUUGUAGUAGGCGGUCUUGACCUGGGCCUGGCUGGCGCCGCUGCUCACCCCCAGGAUGUCGUAGUAGGCCGUGCGGGAGCGCAGCAGGGGCGGCGCGGGCCGGGGGCCGUUUCGCCGGUGGUUGUUGUUGUUGUUGGCCGCCCCGAGCCGGGGGCCCUGGCUGAGACCGCGCACUGACAGCCAGGCGGGGGCCAGCCCGGGGGAGAGCCCCAGGAGGCGGUGUUCCGUCAGAUUACUAUACCUUGUCAGAAUGGUAUACCGGAAGUGACGCGGCCGCACCGGAAGUGACGCGGCCGCACCGGACAUGACGUUUCGGAGCUGGAGAAGGAGGAGCGCCGCGCCGCGCAGGCGCAGAAGAACAGGUAGGAGAAAAUUUCUACCACGCUAGAGAGAGGAGCCCACCUACUGCGCAUGCGCGAACCCCACAUUGCGCCUGCGCUUGGAGCCACAAAGGGGGGGGAGGUAGGGGCGCUAACGGGCCAGUGCGCACGCGCGCCUAAGUACUCCCGUCGGGCACAGACAGCGGGAUACACCGCGCGUGCGCACCAGCGGGCAGGGAGAUCGAUUCAGCUGAACAUUCAUCCGAUCUCCCUGCCCCACACUGCGCACGCGCCUACCCAGCCACGGACGCGCAUGCGCACUGAGGGGGUAUAGAAAUCUGAUGGCCAUAUCUUCUGCUAAGAAAUCUCCUACCCCUCAGUGCGCAUGCGCGGUGUCUGCACUGGAUCCUGACAUCCAUCAGUAAGCUCCCAACACUCUCAGCCAUCAGGGGGGACCCCAUGAUACACAUGUUCUUUAUUAUUAAUAUUCCCCACGAUGUAUAAUGCAUGUAAGGUAGAUGAAGGUAUAUUUAUAUCUCUUGUGCCCAUCACAGGAUACUUCCUUACCAUCUAUAUAUCAGAGCUGACUUGCCUUUGGCACUGCAGCUGCUUUGCUUUGUGUCUGGGAUGGUUUGGCAGUCACCUGGUUAAAGGGACACUCCAGUGCCAGGAAAACAAAUCAGGUCCCCUCUCCCUCCCACUCCCCAUCCCAUGUUGCUGAAGGGGUGAAAACCCCAUCAGUGACUUACUUGAGACCCCCCGCUGAUGUCCCUCAGCGGUGGUUUAGGGUCCGCCCACGCUCCUCCCCCGUCAGCCGCACGCACAUUAGCCCUCCCCAUAGGAAAGCAUUGAAAAUGCUUUUCAAUGCUUUCCUAUGGGGAUUUUAGCAACACUGGAGGUCCUCACACAGCGUGAGGACGUCCAGCAACGCUAUAGCACAGAAAACCUGUGCUAGAAACCAGGAAGUGCCCUUUAGUGGCUGUCUACUAGACAGCCACCAGAGGAGGAGUUAACCCUGCAAGGUAAUUAUUGCAGUUUAUAAAAACUACAAUAAUUACACUUGCAGGGUUAAGGGUCGUGGGAGUUGGCACCCAGACCACUCCAAUGGGCAGAAGUGGUCUGGGUGCCUGGAGUGUCCCUUUAAGUAUCUAACUGUUACAAAGGUGGAGUGCCAAUGUUUUUAGAAUGUUCCCAAUAUCUCCAAAAGCUGAUUUGGAGAAUGUACUUGGUUAGCUGUUUGGGUAGUAACUCGUCUUUUUUUCUUUUUCAGUUUUAUAAUGAAGCCGAAGCAAGAAAAUACACCCAGAAGUAAGUUGUAUUUACAUUUGGUUUUAUUCUCUAUCAUAUAUUUUUAAUAUACGUAUAUUUAUGUGCGAUCUAUUUUUUUUUUCCUGAACAGUUCCCGAAUGAUGGAAAUUCAGACGCAGAUGUCUGAACGUGCGGUUGAGCUUCUGUGUUUGCCAGAGGAUCAGCCUUGCCUUCUUUUGGAUGUUGGGUAUGUUACUUUUGAGAAGUCAUUUACCUUGUUCUAUUAACUAUUUGACAAAAAACACACCGUUCCUGGUCCUGCCAUUCUAGCAUGACAUCAGGGCUAUUCAUCAUAGUGUGAAUUGUUAGGGAUGCAAAAUGAAUGUGAAGUAAAUUUCAAAUUUUAGACAAAAAUAACCAAACUGGAAAAUUUCUCCAGGAAAGAUUUAUUAAACGUGCAAUUUGACAUUCACUUUGAAUUACCAGCAAUUCACCUUUGAGUAAAUAACCCUAACUUUGUGUAACUAUCCCAAAAUAAUAAUCUUCAGCUUUGUUAAAGGGUUACUCCAACCAAAAAGAGUGUUUUAAUACAAACUGUUUUUGGAUGAACUAACCCUUGCUGGUAUGCCCAUCCCUUAAAAAAAAUGGAAAAAAAUAUUCCUCCUCUUUCUAUCACCCACCAAAGCCAAGUUCUCUCUCAGUCCCAUCAUCCUCCAGUGAUGUCAUUUCCCCUCCAUGUAGAUGGAAAGAUGUCAUGGAAAACAGGUUGAGACUGUCAGUCACCAGCAUGCAAUGGCUAAUGAUGCUGCCAGGUGUGCAUACAACCUCUGGCAGCACCACUAAAAACACUGUAUGUGCACAGUUUUAAAACUAAUAUGUUGCACACACAGACUCCAAGUACCAUCAAUUCAAAUCAUUGAAUUAUUCUUGGUGCUUGGAAUUGCCUCUUAAAUGUGUUUCAGCACCCAGAACACGGUCAUUAUGACCUAUGCGUUGAUUCAGCAAUCAGAUUCACCAGUAGGCAAACGUGAUUGGUUCCCAAUCUCCCUGCAAACAAAACAUUGAUCUGUAUGAAUUAUAUUGGGGAUUUUUUAUUUUAUUUUGUUUGUAAUUAUUUAAGGAUAUAUAAUGUAAAUAGAUUUGAUAAAUCAUUAUAGCCCUACAUAUAUGCUUACAUGAAUAUGGGACAGCCAUUAUUGCACACAUUUUACACACAUUGAUGCAGUUCACGUUUAUAUAGUGUAAACAUAUCCUGCAGUGCUUUACAAUUAAAGAAAGCGGAUAAUUAGAGGCGGAUAAGGCCCUGCUAAAAUGACCUUAUAAGUUCCUGAAACGCAACAUAUAUUCAUAUAUUGCUGCAUUUAUGUUAAUACUAUUUUACUUUUUAUUGUACGUCAUGUCUAUGUUCACAAAAAAAGGCUUAAAGUUUCCUGUAACUAAAACAGGUGUUCACGCUGAUUAUAUAUUUUUUGCCCUCUCUAGCUGUGGUUCAGGCCUGAGUGGAGAUUACAUCUCUGAAGAAGGACAUCAUUGGAUUGGCAUAGAUAUCAGCCCUGCCAUGUUGGGUUUGUCAUCUUGAUUUAACCUUAUGCUCAAAUGAUAAUGGUCUUUUCUUGGCAUAUUGUAAAUCCCAGCUUCUAUUUGUUUUUUUAGAUGUGGCAUUGGAUCGUGAGGUGGAAGGGGACCUGAUCAGAGGAGACAUGGGACAAGGAAUCCCAUUCCGUCCCGGCACCUUUGAUGGCUGCAUCAGGUGAGAAUAUUUGGAAGGUCAUUACUGAGUAACAUAGCCUCUUGUACACAAAAUAAUACAAUAUACACAGACCAAUACAAAAGAGAAAAAGGACACUGUACAUGAGAUGAGUUCUAGCCAUUGAAACUCUUUUAUACAGAGUACCUAGUUAUGUAGCCCAUGAGCUUAUAAUCUAAAAGACGUAAUGGGAUGUUGAGAGGGAAUUUGGAAGUGAUGGCCAGAGAAAUUAAAGGAAAGUUACAGCCACUGUUAAUUUGUAAGUGGAAUGAGGGGGUAAUUGAGUAAAAUCCCAAGCAGCUGGAGGAGCAUGCUAUAAAUCUAGAAGGAAUCUGUGUGGCUGAGCAGAUAGUGCUUAGAGAAAAUGAACUGGCUGAUACAGCAACACACAAAUACACCCUUACAUUCACACUCCAUGCAAAAAUAUGCUUACAUUCAAACACGCAAACAAUGCUAAGUGCUAAAUACAUUAAAUAGUAAAUCCUCAGCAUUGGGGCAUUGUAGAAGAGAUGUGGAGCCAUUUUUGCUAUAGCAGGGCCCCCCAAAAAAUUCUUGCACCAGGGUCCUCUCUACUUUUUCUCCACUCAGUCAAGUCACACUAAAAUAGUUUGACUACUUACAAUGUGGGAUAGCAGGGCACGGGUAUCAUAACCACUACAGCGCACUGAAGUAGCUAUGGUGCCUGGAGUGUUCCUUUGAUAUUCUGAUCUGGUGCUCGCCCAUUGCUUGCUGUGUCUAUUCUAAUGUGCGAGGUCAUAAGCAAAGCAGGAUGCGCAAUAAUAGACUGCAUGUCCUCAUGCUUCUUAAUUAAACUUCACAAACAGAAGUUCAAGGAUUAUAGAAGUACAGAACUCCUUAAACAUUCGUUCAAUGAAAUCUUGAGCUGUAGCUUAGAUGAUGAUAGGUUACUGAAAGGUUUUGUAUUGUUGAGUAACUGGUAUGUCUCUUCCUUUGUUAGCAUUUCAGCGCUGCAAUGGCUCUGUAAUGCGGAUAAAAAGACUCACAGUCCACCACGACGUCUCUACCGAUUCUUCUCCACUCUUUACUCUUCUCUGGUAAGUGUCAGAUUCCGAUAAUUGUUAGUUGGAGGGUAUUGAUAAUAGGAAAAAAAACCACCUUAACAUAUUUUCAUUUGGUUUACUACUUCCUAUUAUAAAAUCAUUUGCACUAGUUUGCAUACUGUUCAUCAAGAACAUUAUAUUUAGACACUUUUUGUGUUUCACAGCUUGGUCACUUAUUUUACCUUUUUAUCUCUUCGCUAUUGUUGGAGAAUAUUGGUUACACUGGCACCACUGUACACUUCUAAAGCUAAAGGAACACUAUAGGCACCAAGACAACUUUAGCUUAAUGAAGAAGUUUUGGGAUGUAGAUCAUUCCCCUGUAGUGCCACUGCUAAAUUCUCUGCUAUUUAGGAGUUAAAUCACAUUGUUUAUACAGGCCUAGCCUCACCUCCCUGCAUGUUACUUGCACAGCCUUCCAUAAACACUUCCUGUAAAGAGACAUGUAAUGUUUAAACUUCCUGUAUAGCAGAGUCUGUUUAAUUUGGCAGAACAUUGAGCAGGGGCAUGAUCUAUAUGCCAAAACUCAAUCCGACAACAUAUUGUUUCUUCCUAGUUGUUUAUCUCUGUGAGGCUAAACUCCAGAGACAGACAAUUGCCCAGAGCAACUGCUUGCAAUUACUUCCUAUUGAGCUGCAUUGGGAAGUUUGUGAUUAAGCAACCAUGGAAAGUCUGGGCUGGGGAAAAAGUGGAGGGCUUACAAGGGCUUCAGACAAGAGGUCUUCAGGUUUUGUAAUUUUUGUUAGAUAGUCCCUCAAUGAAAAAGAUACUUAAUCGCAUGCAUGUUUUCAUUGGAGGUGUAUCUACUAAAGAGUAAGUCACUUCUUUUUAAUUUACUAAAAGGGACAUUAUAGGCCAGGGGUCCUCAAACGCCGGCCCCCCAGAUGUUGCUGAACUACAACUUCCAUGAUUCUAGCUUGGAGGAAAGACGAGACAGGGGGGAUAUGAUAGAAACAUUUAAAUAUAUAAAGGGAAUCAACACAGUAAAGGAGGAGACUAUAUUUAAAAGAAGAAAACUACCACAACAAGAGGACAUAGUCUUAAAUUAGAGGGACAAAGGUUUAAAAAUAAUAUCAGGAAGUAUUACUUUACUGAGAGGGUAGUGGAUGCAUGGAAUAGCCUUCCAGCUGAAGUGGUAGAGGUUAACACAGUAAAGGAGUUUAAGCAUGCAUGGGAUAGGCAUAAGGCUAUCCUAUCUAUAAGAUAAGGCUAGGGACUAAUGAAAGUUUUUAGAAAAUUGGGCAGACUAGAUGGGCCGAAUGGUUCUUAUCUGCCGUCACAUUCUAUGUUUCUAUGUUUCUCUGGCUAUCUAUGCAAUUCAAAGAAUCAUGGGAGUUGUAGUUCAGCAACAUUCGGGGGGUUUGAGGUUGAGGACCACUGCUAUAGGCAAUAUAACCCUUUCAUCUCAUUGAAUUGAUUAUAGUGCCACGAGGUGUGGAUUUUAGACCUCACAAAUGCAUAUUUGUUAAAUGAAGGGAUAUUGUUUCCAUUGAGCAGGCACAGUUUACCAUAAAAAUGGCUGAUUUAUUAUAAUGUUUCGUGUAACAAUAUAUUGGGUGCAACCUUGUAUCGCUUUAAGAUCUCUAAACUGACGUAACAACCCCUGAAAAGAAAAAACAGCGCAUAUAUGCAACUCAAAAGUCUUUACUUCCUGACUGAAAAAAUGUCUAUGUUUAGGUGUUGGUUGAAUUUCGCAUAGUACAAAAUAUUACAGUAAAUACCUCAUCAUAGUUUGGGACAGUUUGUAUAGUACCAUGAUACAGCUAUGAGUGUGAUCGAGCUGUUAUGGAAUAUUCUGACUGGGGACUGUAAGUUGUAGUCUCCAAAUGAGCCAUCCUGGUCAUUUCUAUGUUUAUCUUGUAGGCUCGAGGAGCGAGGGCUGUUCUGCAGCUGUAUCCAGAGAAUUCAGAACAGGUAAGUUGUGGUGUUUGACUGUUCAGGCUAUUUUUUUCCUAAUUUUUUUUUUUUUUUUUUAAUUAAUCUAUUUGUCAUACCUGACUGUCCAGGUAUGCUACAGCCAAAACAUGCCUUGCAAAUUAGUUUAACUAAAGGAGUGCCUGAACACCCAUGUUCUUGUAUGACCUUACCUAGUAGAUGCCCAACUUGAUUGAAGCAUCAUAGGGCAAGACUCUCUGAGCACCUUAAAGGGACACCUUAGGAACUAUAGACAUUUAAUUUCUGGGAUUUGUUAAUAGUCUCCGGAGUACCCUGGCACUCUCUCCAUUCAAUGUUAAACUAUUUUCGAGCAGUUUAACACUAAAUAAAUUAUUGGCCACCUACAGCCCAGCUCCUGCUAGAGGUAAAGCUAGGGCAGAGAUUACACACUGCUUUUUAGACCUACACAGUCACACUGGCAAUGAGCGCACUAAGGGUAAAAGGAGCCAAUCUAAUACUUAAUUAGCCCACAGGAGGGAUGGGCUUCUGGGGGCUCUUGUUUAUCUUUUAAAUAUAAAAACAACGUAAGUUUUUAAUACUGAAUGAGAGGGUGGAACCAGGGGCCUUCAGACACUAUAACCACUUUAAUUAGAUGAAGCGAAUACAGUGUAUGUAAAUAAUUUUUUAACUUGCCUUAUAUCCGUUCCAAGUACAUUGAAUGCAUUAUGUAUCUCAGAAAUACAUGAUGUAUUCAAUGUAAACUAUUAUGAUGUACUCUCGUUACCUCCGUUCUAGCGCACCAUCUUCCACCUCUGGUCCGCCCACACUCCUUCCGCAGUCUUCUGUGUUUUUCCAUGUUUUGAGACAAACCUCCUGAUGCCAGCAUGCUGACUUUGUAGUCAGUCCCUCCAAUUUCAUAGCAACUACGGGCAGUGGUUGCUGUGUGUGUGAAGUGCUGAAGGACCACCUGUGGGGGUUCUUUUCUGCUCGUAAUGCUCUGUCAGAUGUCCACCAGUGAACUCCAUUCUUAUGUUUCCACGUCACCUUCUCAAUGAUCCCUUCUUUGUUUCUUUCCACUCUAUGUAUCUCUAAUAUCCUACAAACUACUCUCUUCCUCUGUUUUCUUUGCAGCUGGAAUUGGUUACUGCACAGGCAAUGAGAGCUGGCUUUACCGGUGGAAUGGUUGUUGAUUAUCCCAACAGUACCAAAGCUAAGAAGUAAGUGCAAACUAUGCUUGUGUAUCUACAACCAUUAUGAAUAAUCUAUGACAGAGCACAAAGACUCUAGUAUCCAGUGUGUGUGUGUGUAUUUGUGGAUUGUUAUAUGUACUUGUGGAAUACCAAAAUACAGAUAAGUGUGUUCUUUUAAGGACUUGCCAUAAACAGGAUGCUACAUGUUGUUUUUUUUUUUUUUAUUAAAGGAAACUUUUUACAUAGGAAGUGUGUGUGUGUAUUUUAUCCUCAUAAUGUCAAACCAUUUUAGCUUAAUGAAGUAGUUUGGUUGUACUGAUCAUGUAUCUGCAGUCUCACUGCUCAAUUCUCUGCCAUUUAAGAUAUAAAUUACUUUUGUUUCUGUUUAUGCAGUUAUCCUCCCCUGACUGUGACCGACAAAGCAUGAAUGAAAAAUGUUUUCAUUUCCGAUCAGAUGUAACUUACUUUAGAAGUUUUUGUCUCUUGCUCUGUAAAUUGAACUUUAAUCACAUACAGGAGGCUCCUGUAGAUUCUAAAAGGAUAUUAACAGUGCAGGAAAUAAGGAAUCCUAAAUCUAACAGAAUUUGCAAUAAAGGUGUAAACAUUAGAUGACUUAUAACAGGAAGUGUCUAGGAAGGCUGUGUAAGUCACAUGCAGGAGAGGCUAGGACUGCAUAAACAAAGUAAUUUGACUCCUAAAUGGCAGAGAAUUGAGCAGUGAGACUGCCGGGGUAUGAUCUAUAUACCAAAAUGGCUUUGUUAAGUGAAAGUUGUUUUGGUGACUAUAGUGUAACUUUUGAUGUUUUGAUUUUUUCCCCCAGCAGAUUGCACUGUUUCUGAGAACUGCCUGUGAUCUUUCAUUCUGUGUUUUGAUUCUCCACCUGUUUUAAAUAAGCUCAUUCUUAUAAAGUAUUUGCAAGGCACAGAGACAGACAUAUAGUUUUCACUGAAUACUAGGAGGAAAUUUUUGUUUCUUUAUUACAUAUUAAAUUUGUAUUCCAUAUGCACAGUAUAAUGGUUUCUUUUAUUCCUGCAAUUUUAUUUUAGUUAUUUUGAUUCCACUGAAGAGGUGGAUUUAGAUGUAUCUUCAAAAUUGCCAACAAUGGUAGUGGGUGUAAAAAACGCAAUGUUUCAACUGAGCAAAAUCCAUAACAUUGUGUUCUUUUAACAUGGACAUAUAUCCGACUAUAUGUAAUAUUUGUGGACUGAUGCAGUGCAUUAUCUGUUUUACUUAUCCAUUCAUCUCUGUUCUGUCUAGGUUUUUCCUGUGUCUCUUUGCAGGAGUUGCAGGAGUAUUACCUAAGGUAAGUUUUGAUUAUGGUUGUAAUCUGGGGCUUUUUCUCUAAACAGUAAUCACAUCCAUCUUAUUGUGCCAAAUCUGAAGCUAGUUGCGAUGUGCUGGUGGCGAGGCCUGGUCCCGGCACCAGAAGGAGCUGACAUUCUUCUUACAUAGGCUGAAAAGAGACUUGUGUCCAUCGAGUUCAGCCUUCCUCACGUCUGUUUUUUUGCUAUUGCUCAAAAAGAAGGCAAAAGAAAAAAACAGUUUGAAACACUUCCAAUUUUGCAACAAACUAGGAAAAAAAUCCUUCUUGAGCCAAGAAUGGCAGUCAGAUUUAUCCAUGGAUUGAGAAACUAUUAGCCUACAACUGAAAAAUUAUAUCAUUACAUAUUAUGUUUUUUGCAAGUAUGCAUCUAGUUGCUGUUUAAAAAUCUGUACAGACACUGAUAAAACUACUUCUUCAGGGAGAGAAUUCCACAUCCUUACUGUUCUUAUGGUAAAAAAACAAAAACUUUCCUUUGCCUUAGACAAAAUCUUCUUUCCUCCAGUCUAAACGCAUGACUGAUUGAGGAUUGAGCACAGCCAGUUUGUUAAAGGGACACUAUAGUCACCAUAACAACUUUAUCUUAAUGAAGCAGUUUACGUGUAUAGAUAAUGCUUCUAUCGUUUCACUGCUCAAUUCAGGAUUCCUUUUAGGAAUUAAAUCACUUGGUUUCUGUUUAUGCAGCCCUUGCCACACCUCCCUUGGCUGUGACUGACACACAGUUUUUAUCUCCUGCUCUGUAAAUUGAACUUUAAACACUCUCUGGAACCUCCUGCUAGCUAUAGCAAGCUAUUAAAAGAGCAGGGAAAUCUAAAUUAAACACAAUUUGCAAUAAAGGAAAUGUAAACAUUAGAGGACUCUUUAGAGGACGUGUUUAGGUAGAAUGUGUAAGUCACAUUCAGGUAGGUGUGACUAGGGUUGCAUAAACAAAGUGAUUUAACUCAGGAUGAGAAUAUCAUUAUGCCUUUUUAUAAAUCAUUGGUAAGAGCACAUAUUGAAUAUGCUGUGCAAUUUUGGGCACCCUUUCUAAAGAAGGAUAUUAUAGUAUUAGAAAAAGUGCAGAGGCGGGCUACAAAAUUAAUAAAAGGAAUGGAACAUAUCAGCUAUGAAGAAAGGUUAACAAAUUGAAACCUCUUUAGUUUAGAAAAACGUCGCCUGGGAGGGGAUAUGAUGACAUUAUUCAAAUAUAUUCGGGGCCAAUACAAACCAUUGUGUGGAAAUCUGUUCACAAACCGGACUUUACAUAGGACACGAGGUCAUGCAUUUAGACUGGAAGAAAGAAGAUUUUGUCUAAGGCAAAGGAAAGGUUUUUUUUUUUUACUGCAAGAACAAUAAGGAUGUGGAAUUCUCUGCCUGAAAAAUUGGUUUUAUCAGAGUCCAUACAGAUGUUCAAACCGCUACUAGAUGCAUACUUGCAAAAACAGAAUAUUCAAGGAUAUAAUUUUUCAAUGUAGGGUAAUAACUGCUUGAUCCAAGGAUUAAUCUGACUGCCAUUCUGGGGUCAAGAAGGAAUUUUUUCCUAGCUUGUUGGUUUUUUUUUUUUUGGCAUUCUUUUGGAUCAACAGCAAAAAAAAAAUGUGAGAAAGGCUGAACUUGAUGGACACAAGUCUCUUUUCAGCUAUGUAACUCCUAAAUGGCAAAUAACUCAACAGUGAGACUGCAGGGGUACCAUUUAUACACGAAAACUGCUUCAUUAAGAUAAUGUUGUUUUGGUGACAAUAGUGUCCCUUUAAACAUGCACUGAUUAUUGGGAGAUAUGUUAGCUCUCAGAUCAUGGGGGUUGCACAAAGUUUAGAUAAACAGUGAUAGGAAGUUUGCUCUAUAUUUUCUUCCACCAUCUCCUACCUGCAUUCCUUAGGCAGCUGGAUGUGUGGGAUACUAAUUCUAUAUGAUAGACUAUGCUGUGUGUGAUGUGAGUGGUCCAUUAUGUGACAGGAGGUGAGCACAUAGUUUUAAUAAAUUAGAAUGUGUCUGUAACAUUCGCAUUUAGGCUGGUUUACAUAUUCAAUGUACCGUUUAGAGUCAAUGCCUUGUUGAUGGAGUAGGGCUGAAAAUAACUUGUUUAGACAUUGCACAUGGUUGUGAAUGGAGGAGAAGAUCUCUAGUGAGCUGCACCAGUGAGUUUGCCAUUGUUACUCUCACACCAUCUCUGUUUGCCUUGUUGUAACCUUGUCUUAUUGUUGCAGGGUCUGGGAGAAGUUGCAGCGAAUCAACGGGCCUCUAAUCAGGUUUCUUUCACUAACCAGAGGUAAUACUAGAAAAUAUAAAGUAUGUGAAGAAAAAUUAGGAGUAACUGAGUUAAGGAGUUGCAUAAUAAAAAUAUGCAAAUAUAACAUUUGCAAGUAGCACCUGCUAUGUAUACGAAUUAAUUAUAAAGUUAUGUUUUCAUUAUAUUAGGAGUAUAGUGUGUGGAGGGAAAAAUAUUAAACGUUCUGUUCGACAUAUAAACGUUUAGCCUGUCUAUAGAAUUGUUCCUUGGAGUUAAAGGAACCAAAAAUUACUUUCAAUCACAAUAGCAAACAUACCAUCACACCAAAUGCUGUUCCUGCAUUUUUGCAUACUUUACAUGCAAUGCCAGUCAUAAAGAAUCUUACUUUAAAAAAAAUAAAAUUGGGACCACUCUAGGCACCCAGACCACUUCAGAAUGAAGUGGUCAGGUCUCUAGGGUUAACCAUUUUUCAUUAUUAUUUUCAUAAUUAUAGCAGUUUUCAGAGAGCUGCUAUAAUUAUAAUUAAGUUAAACCUUCUAAUCCUCUAGUGGCUGUCUCAUUUGACCAGCCACUAGAGCGCUUUGCGAUACUUCUCACUGUGAAAAUCACAGUGAGACGCUCCAGCAUCCAUAGGAAAGCAUUGUAAAUGCUUUCCUAUGAGAGAUCUUGUGGCGCGGCUCUUGCGCGCGCGUGCGCAUUCGGCCGGCGUGAAGGCGGCGGAGAGGAGGAGGAGAGCUCUCCGCCCAGCGCUGAAAAAAGGUAAGUUUUUACCCCUUUCCCCCUUCCAGAGCCGGGCGGGAGGGGGUCCCUGAGGGUGGGGGCACCCUCAGGGCACUAUAGUGCCAGGAAAACGAGUAUGUUUUCCUGGCACUAUAGUGGUCCUUUAAAGGCAAGUAGUGGGUUUUUGCUCUGAGCACUUUUCUGUUUUUUGUUCAUGAUGUCCAUGACGUUAGCAUGAAAAAAAGAAAACUGCGUGGGUAACUUCAAUCUCUCUUUUUGCUGUAAUUGUGGCAUCAUAUUUCAAAGCUAUUGUUUGGCACAGAAAAACUGUUGAUAACUAUGAUUAAAGCUUUUACUCAACAGUUGUUUGAUGUGGGCAUUUAGCAACAGAUUGUAAACUGGGCUGCAAUUAAAUAGAUAGCAGAAACAUAUUUUUAUUUCAGUAUUUUAUAGAAAAGAAUAUGUUUAGGAGCUUUUUUUUGUGUCAGAUAAUAGACUAUUUUUUUAAGAAAUAUAAUGCAUGAUAUUACAUUUUAUUGCUCUUAUAUCCACAGGCGGCGCACCACGCAAAAUAGUGUUUCUAACUCAACACAUUUAGAGAUCAUUCUUGCACAAGAGCUAACUUUAAUAUCGUACUUUCAAAUAUAAGGGGGAGGGGGUAUAAUCACACUGUUUCAAAACAGGUUUUGUGCCUUAAGGUGCAUUUAAAUAAGCAUGUAAUGUUUUGAGUUCAGUAAAGUUUAGUCUAAAUGACAUCACUCUGUUUUUUGGAUCGAGUUCCAGCAUACAAUUCAGUUUAUGGUAGACUUGUGCAAUUCGUUUCGGUCCGAAUUAAAAUUUGGCCUAAUUUCGGGUAAUUCGGACAUUCGGGUGCUUCCGAAUGUCCAAAUAACUGAAGUGCCGAAUUUCCGAAGUGUAGUAGUGCUGAAGUGCCGAAGUUUCGAAGCACAGUAUUGCCUAAGUACUAAUAUACUUACCCAGUGAAAGAUGAAGAAUGUUACACUGUAUACAAUUUCAAAUAAAAAGUAUACAAACAUAGCCAGGAUUCAGCUGUAAGCAUUUGCAACACUUACAACAAUCAAGUAACAUACAUUCAUAUAAAAUGUAAGUUACUUAGCCAGUCAUGUAAUGACAGGGAGUUAUCUACUUAUUCAUUCCUAAUUCCCAUGGUAUUAGGGAGCUAUCAACUAAAAGGCUGAAAGACCUAAAUUGGUCUUUCAGCCAAAUUUACUAAUACUAAGUAAAGAUUACUUAGUAUUUGUAAAUUAUGCUCCUACUCGCUAUACUGUGAAUAGGGGUAUGUUUAUUGCCUGUGGCUGCUCACUGUAUUAAAAAAAAAAAAAGGUGCCCCCACCCGCGACGUGCGAGUGGGGGCUUUUAAACUAAAGGGGGGAACUAUUGCGCCCCGGCCCCCACCCCUGAGCGGUGGGUGGGGGCCCUAAAGUAAAAAGGGGGGGAGGGAGGACCUAUUCUCCUCCUCACCGGCCCCCACCCCUGAGCGGUGGAUGGGGGCCCAAAAUAAAAAUGGGGGGGGCAGAGGGGACCUAAUGUUCACUGUUUACUAGACAUGCCCCUACUCGCAGUAUAGCGAGUAGGGGCACAUUUUACUAAUACUAAGUAAUCUUUACUUAGUCUUAGUAAAUUUGUCUGAAAGACCAAUUUAGGUCUUUCAGCCUUUUGGUAGAUAACUCCCUAAUACCGUGGGAAAUGCCAAAGUUGCCGAAGUGUCUAAGAUCCGAAGUCCCGAAUUUCGGAAUGCCGAACCGAGACGAAUAUUUUCCCCAUGCACAUGCUUAGUUUAUGGUUCCUGAUGCUAUUAGGCAGUGAGCUAGCCCUACACUGCAGGUCUUAGCAGCUCUAGUGGUUAUGGUGCUUGGAUAUUUCUUUAAGAUAGGCUUGCUGUCUACAAAUGCAUUAAAAUGACAUGUUUGUUGUGCAAGUUAUGUUUAAUGUUUGCUCGUAAUGAAAGAUGCGUACGUCUGUCCAUUAGUGCUGACCGGCCCAACUCCCCUAUCAGCCGAAGGACAGACACACAGCAACGAGAGGUUUAUAGUCAUGUUAGCUACAAGGAUCUGGCAUGUUUUCCUGCCUCUCACAUAAUCCGCAUGGUGUCGUGUGCAAUAACUGCUAUAGAAAUAAUUUUGAAAAUAAGAAAGCUCGACUCUUACAUUAACAUUGCAGGUCGCGUUUUAAAAACGUCCGGGGAAAAUCGGUGAAAAAAAGCAAAGAUUGGAUUCUCGAGAAGAAAGAACGCCGUCGACGGCAGGGAAAGUAAGUAAUCCCACUGAUGUCUAUUUUGUAUUUCUUAACCCAUGCUCAGGCAGCCUUAAUUUUGGAAAUUGCUCAUCUAUUGAUUGCUAGUUGGAUUUACCUUUGAAGCUGUAAGCCUGGUCUUAGCUUUAAAGAGUGUGUUGAUUAUAUUUGUGUCCUUAGUGAUACGAGUCUCAAGAUGUUUUCUACCCAACUAGUAAGGCUUGUUUUCUAAGUCUUUUCUAUUAUAAAUUACUGCUACCUUCUGACCAAAUACAAAUCUAGGGACACUGUCACUUAACCCGUUACCGUUUCAGCAAAUAGAAAAUCUGUCUAAAAUAAAAAUAUCAGCAUUAUUUAUGUAGAUAUUUCUUGGACUCUUGUAAGCACUGUUCUUCUAGGGUGGUGUUAUUGGUUCCCUCUGUGAGCAGGAUGCAUGUUCCCAUCUGCACCUUGAGGACAGUGUGCCCAUCCGGGAGCUGUUUAUUUCUCACACCCUAACAAUGAAUCCCCUCUAUACAUGUGUCUGCACGCACGUAUAUAUGCCAAGACACCCAUUAGUGGCAUUGCCCACACUAGAACAUUGCCACGCUCUCAGAUUUUAAAUUAUUUAAUAUCUUAUUUUUUGGGAUGUGGUGUUGUGAACUGUAGGUAAUAUAAAUAUUUUGCAGUUUCCCAUAUCAUAAAUACAAGUAACAGGAUGAAAGCUCUGGAAUAUUGUGUAUUUGGAUUUUUUAUAUGGUUUUCUGUUAAAAAAAUAAAUAAAACAUUUGUAAAACCUUUUUUCUUUCUCUCCAGGGAAGUUCGUCCUGACACUAAGUUUAGUGGUAGAAACAGACGGCCUCACUUUUAAGGACUACGUUGGCUCUUUAAUUGCUGGAAGAAAUACUGUUGAGUAAAUCAACGAAUUUGAAACAACGUCCACCUUUCAGAUGGGUUUUGCAGUGUUUUUCCAAAGUGUGACCUUGAGGCGUGGCUGGUGAUAACCGUUCCUCUUGUGGAAUACAGCAAUAUUCAUGCUUCUUGGAGAACCAACACAUGUGAGCAGCGUUGGCCGGACAUUGCUGGGUGUCCAUGUUUGCAUAGAAAUUUAAUAUUUAGGCCACAUUGUGCGUAAGCCUGGAACUCUGCUUGAAACACCAAUAGCCAUUAACCAGGAGUAUAGUUGCUAUAUUACCAAUAUAUAUAUGUAUAUUUUUAUAACUGUAUUGUUUUUGGGAUUAUUUAACUUUUUCCAACAUUGCUGCUUAUUACCACAUUCACACUCUGGUACCUAAAUUGUCAUUGUCAUUGUUCUUGAGAUGACUCUAUUGACCCAAUUAUUCUCUUCCCCAUCACCCACAUGAGUGUUUAACCUUUAAAUUCUCUAUGAAUCUAGUAAUGAUCUGCAUGUUGCCCCUGGACAUAUACGUCUAAUUUUCCUUCGUAUUGCAUUUUCAUAGCAUAGCUCUCUGUGUAAUGAAACACAGCACUUAUAUAAUUUGUUUGGUCGGAGUUAAUUGCCUGCAUUAAAAUGUAAUACAGUGUGAUUGGUAACACAUGCAGUUUUGGAUACUGUCCACAAAAAGACACCUAGCAAAUGGCAUAACUGCAAAGUUAUGAGCAAAUAUUAUUUAAAGGGUCAAUAGUCACCAGAACAACUACAGCUUAUUGAAUUUGUUCUGGUGAGUAGAUUCAUUCCCUUCAGGCUUUUUGCUGUAAACACUGUCUUUUCAGAUAAAAUGCAGUGUUUACAUUACAGCCUCGUGAUAACUUCACUGGCCACUCCUCCGAUGGCUGUUAGAGAUCCUUCCUGGGUCAUGGCUGCCUAAAAUGCAUCCAAAUAUUCAGUAUCUCCUCCAUCUGCAUGCAGACACUGAACUUUCCUCAUAGAGAUUCAUCGAUUCAAUUCAUCUCUAUGAGGAGAUGCUGAUUGGCCAGGGCUGUGUUUGAAUCAUGCUGGCUCUGCCACUGAUCUGCCUCUUUGUCAGACCCAUGGGGAAGCAUUGUGAUUGGGUCAGGCCACCACUUCUGAUGAUGUCAGCAGACUGCUUGUUUUUCUGAGGCAAACGGUAUGCAGAUCUACAGCUUUAGGCUUGAAUACAGUUGUUAUAUUUAUGGAGGCAUGGGGGGCCCAGGGGGGCUAGAUGGUGGUUUUAACACUAUAGGGUCAGGAAUACAUGUUUGUGUUCCUGACCGUAUAGUGAUCAUUUAACUCUGAAAACUGUUGGUCUGUCACUAACUAAAGAACAUUACUUUUAACUUAUUAUUUUUAUUUUUUUUUUGUAAGAUUUAUUAGUUCUUUUAGCUACAUAACUAUGUGUGUAUGGUGUGCCUUAUUUACUGGAUGUUGCUGUAAGAACACAAUUGCAUGAUAUAAAAUAAGGAAAGAUUGUGUGUGUGUGUGUGAGUGUGUCUCUCUCAAUAAUAAUAAUUAUUAUUAUUAUUCCAGAAGAACAUUGAAUAAUGUGGCUGAUACACCUAAACUGCAGUAGGUUGAUUUAUAAUAUUAGAGAAACAUUAAAUAUAGUGCAUAACCAUCUGCUAAGUUAUGCCAUGGUAAAUGGUCAACAAACCACUGGGUGGCACUGUUGGAACAAAAAUCAGACUACAGUAUAACAAUAAUUAUAUUCAUAGGAACAAAUCUUACACUAGUAAAAUAGCAGAUGGCAUACAUAUCAUGCAGUUUGUAUUUAUUUAAUAACUGAUUAUGAAGAAACUAUUUCAAAAACUCAACAAUAAAGGAGAAAUAAAAUUAUCUCCCCCCCUUAUCUUUAUAGAGGCUUCUAAGCAACAUAACUACUACAGUGUGUUUUAGUGGCUAUAUAACUCUCUAAAGCAUGGGUAGUCAAACUGGUCCCUACUGCACACUUGUGGGCGGUUUGGGAUUUCAGGUGGGCGGGGGUGGGUUCUGCAGAAAACGCCCAGUGGGCCUCGAUGGCCGUGGACCCAGGCCGGCAGUGGAGAUCAUUUAAUCUCCCCUGCCUGCCCAUGCAGAGCCAGCCUUGGUGAGGAAAUCAAAGCACUUAGUUCCAGCAGAGGGAGGGAAGGGCCUGGCAUGCUCUGUGUUCCUCGCGCAAGCAGGCUUGUCGGAGCAUUGCCAUGCGUUACCAUAGCAACACUCCGGUACAGUGCUGUGCUCGCAGGAGAGUCAGCCUGCAGACAGAGGAGCUGCAAGCUAAAGUGGACAUGCCACCACUGGACCACCAGGGCUUGCAGCAUUAUGCCCCCCCCCCUGGUAAAAGGUAAGAAGAAGGGAGGUGAAGACAUUAAGAUAGAUUUUCACAUCUCACCCACCUACACACAGCAUAGACCCUUUGCACCCCUCACACACAAACACAGACAUUUCCACCUUCACACACACACUGUACCCCUCACACACACACACAUACAUACAUACACCGCACCUCCCAGACACAGAAAAAAGUGGAAUAGAAAAAAAGGGAAAAUUAAAAAAAAGAAAUUUUUUUUUUUUAAACCUUCCUUUCAAAUAAUAUUAAAAAAUAAAUCAAAUCGCACUUGUGCUAUAAAAUUAGUUACUGUGGCACUGGUGGGCGGUAAGGACACUUUACCAUCAACAAAGAUACAAAAGUGGGCGGUAGGUAUUAAAAGGUUGACUACCCCUGCUCUACCUUGCACUUAAACGAGGCUUUAAAGGUUGUCAGGGUGUUCUUGCUACUUCCAUCUGAAACUAUUUCAAGCCAAAACUCUUGCAAAUGCAUAGGUGAAAAGUUAUUUCAUGCUACAGUUUUUGAUCUCAUUAUUCUAACUACAAUUAAGAAAGAUGGAUGGCUCCGAUGCCAAGUGACACAGUGCCACCCAAUUCUAAGCAUACACUUGCAUGGAAGGGAUUGUGGAGAUGCCUCUCAUUUCACUGGGAUUUUGUUUUAUUUCACAUUAGAAAUUGUACAGAACUGACAAGGGAAUUGAAUAGUUCAGGCCAUUGUUUCUUAUUACGUGGGUAGCUGCUAUUUUUUAUCUUAGAAACAGGCAAUUUGGUAAAAGCUAAUGGGCCUAUUUCCUCAGUUUAAUCCUUUAUAACAUGCAUACCUUUUCCACCUCCUGCCACAUCGUAGCUGCAUGCUGUGAUUAAAUAGAGCAAAAAGUUCUACCAUCUUGUUGCUGCAGUUUGGGGAUCCUAGCACAGCCACACACUGGACUUAACGGAGAGCCACACCGAGAGAACUGGUGAAUGCUAAAAUCUAUUCUCAUUAUUGUGGUAGUGAUUAAGGAGAUAUUGUUGCUUUGCAGUUCUGUAAAAUUCUAUCUUGGACUGAACAUGCCAUAAUGUAUGACAAGUACCGAGCCAUCUGUAAACUCUAACAUUGUAUGCAGUGCUUCACUCAUAACAGUGUUUCUGAACAUGAAGUGGUCUGGGUGCCAGGUCCCCCUUGUUUUAAACUUGCAGCUGAAAACAGCAGUUUCAGAGAAAAUGCUAUGUUUACACUGCAGGGUUAAUCCAGCCUCUAGGGGCCGCUUCUACGAUUUACACAAAGUAAAUUGCACUUAUUUGACGCUGGAUGUCCUCACGAAUCUCCAGCGUCAAAAAAGAUCCCCAUAGCAAAGCAUCGAGUAAUGCUUUCCUAUGGGCGGGUUUGAAUGCUCAUUCGGCUCCACUCGGGAGUGACGUCGAUAGAGGAGUAGAGGUCACCAGCGCCGGGUUAAGGUAAUCCAAUAAAUGGUUAACCAUUUAUUUGCUGCGGAGCGGGGCCCUAGUCACUGCUUUAUAGUCUAAUGCUAUAGUGUUCCUUUAAUGUUUGGCAUGGUACCGUAAUGUACAGUAUAUCAAGUAAACAUAUCUUCUGACUUUAAUGCAGAGUAUAGAACUUAGGACAUUUAUCAAUGGCCAGAUUGCCUCUAAAUUGGUUAAUUCAGAACAGAUUCAUAUUUACAUUUGCUUUUUUUUAUCAAAAGUAUCAAGUCCUAACUGCAAUGAGUGAGCAGCAUUUCAGAAUAAAGGGAAACUAUAGUGCCAGGAAAACUCCUUCUGUCACUCACCUGUGUCCUGCGCCGAUGUCCCUUGAUGUUGGGUCAGGCUUUGCCUGCACUCCUCCCCUGUCGCUGACAGCCAGUGAGAGAGAUCUAAUGCGCAUGAUGGGAAUGGCUGCGCUUGCAUUAGUACUUUCCCCAUAGGAAUAUAUUAUACCGUGCUUUCCUAUGGGGAUUUGGGUAAUUCUGUCCUUAUACACAGCGUGAGGACAUCCAGCAUCAGGCAACCAAAAGUCAUCAAUGCGGCAGUAACUUUAGCUAUUUAUUGCAACUUUAGGCCACACAUUUAAAAUCUGUGGGCAAUACAAAAUAAGAUGGCUUAGCCCACAAAAAGCUUAAAAUGCUAGGCAAAUCUCUGUAUUUGAUCCUCUCAGCAUUUUGACAUGUAAAUGUUGCUUCUCUCUAAUGUUGUGGCACUUGCAGUAUGCAAGUCUUCUUCAACCUUGUAACUCUUGCUUACGACCCACGGAAAAGUCAGAACUGCAUAAUCCCCAUAUUUUAAAUUGUUAAUGUUCAUACAUGGCCUGUUUGUUGGAUCCUGAGAACAGGUUUGAAGAACAUGAAUCUAACAGGUGUGGACAAAUGGUAGGCGAUGGCUUUUAUUUUUAUUUUUUUGGCUGCAAUGUUGACAUAGGGUCAUGACAGUUCUAGUACUGCAACACCUGUGGAUCUACUUUCUGGCCAGCCCUGUUGGAUCUAGAAUGUUUCUUCUGGACAAUGAAUGGUGCAUAAAUGAACACAAUGGUAAAGUUCUUGAAAAAUAAAGAAAAAUAUUUUAAUAACAUUAAAGAGAAUAGUUUACAAUUUCUGCCUGCUGUCCCCUUUUUGUGGAAAUAGAGUUAAUCAACUGAACAAUGCUGACAGGUCUGAGGAGAAAUUACAUUUGUUGGAGGCAGGAAACAGGAGCCAAAAUCCGAGAACAUGGAUUAUUCUCGAAAAGUCACCUGGAUGUAUAGAGCAAAUAGUUCCAGUAGAUGUGUGCAGUGUGGCUGAAUACACAGGACUGGAUGUACUAGACUAACGUGAAAUAGAUGGACUAUGGAGUGCUAGAGCCAGUUUAUGUAAUUGUAACAAGAACUUGCAGUUGGUGAACUAUCUCUGGUAUUGCUUCUUUACGUAAACCUCUUCAGUUGUUAUCUAGACUGUGACGAGUGUGAGGUCCCUAAAAUGAUUUGCAAGUGACUGCUGGGUGAUGUGAGACAGCAAUAAUGACAUUCAUAAAAUACACAGCUAAUAAUUUGUAUCAAAGGAGUUGAUACACACGGAGUAUCUCUUGCAUAAGAACAUAUUUCUAUAACUGUUCCAAUAUACUGAUGGGAUAUUUGCAGAGAUAUUUGAUGUCAAACCUAACAACUCCAUCAGCCACUAUCUGGCACAUGCAUAUGUGACAUUCUGCACUUGAAUAGGCCCAUUCACACAGUGAGUUAUCUGAGCUUAAAUGGCCAUUUAUUUGUGCUCUCCCCUGCCACAGGUACAGUUUACACAACUGUCUAAUGUUAAAUUACCAUAAAACCGGGACAUUUUAUAACCGUGACAUAUUGCAUUAUCAUAUCUUUAUAGUCUUUGUUUACGUUUCACAUCAGGUUUCGGCUAGGGUGUAAUGGUAUGUUUAAGAAUCUGAGUUGGUCUAUCAGUAAUUCAUAAACCAGCUGGAGCUUUGAGACAAGCAACAACAACAGUCCUGAGGCAAGAGGCUGACCAGCAGGCCCCUCCAAGAACCCUUGACAAGGUUCAGUUUGUCACAGGGUAGGAGGCUGGCAAACAGGCCCCUCCAAAAGCCAGUGACGAGGUUCCUUUCGUCACAGUCUUCAUCGUACACAACAGCACCUGUCAAGGAUCCUUAUCUCCUAUUUAUUUCUACUUUGUUUAGAACUUCUUCUCUAAGUUACCAUGCUUCAGUCAACUCUGAGGCAAGUCACACAAAAAGUUUCAAACUGCAGAUUUUAAUAGGUACAUCAAGUUGCCAUGGCAACAUUUCACCCACACAACAUGGCCUUUGUCAGGUCUUCAUUGUGUGGUCAAAACAUUGUCAAGGCUGCUUGAUGUACCUAUUAAAUUCUGCACUUUGAAACGUGAGUUGUGGCUCCUUACACAAGGUUUCAGCAUAUAUUUGGAGACUCACAACCUCUGAGUUCUUGAACACCAAUCCAUACUGCAGAUGAAUGAUUGAACAUAAUUGCAGUCCCUUACUUGUGUAAAUUGAAGAGAUCUCUGGCUUUGAAACUUAUAGAAAUAUCUUUAAUGCGUCUUUUUAUGCUGACAAAGUCCCACACAAUGUUUAGAACCCCUACUGACACUUCUUACCUCACUGGGAAAUAUCAGGUUAUAUAAACAUACACAGAUGUGGCCUCUUACACCAUAUAUAAAACCUAACUUUCCUUUCCAUAUAUGCCCCUCAUAUCACAUACCUGGCUAUUACCCUGGUCAAUGUCCUGUCACACCUUUAAGAAAUUAACUACACUCUUACAAUGUGAAGCAACUGUAGACCUUCAGUGCUGGUAAAAUAUAAGCAUCUCCUUGCUAAGCUAAGUGGCAUGUAUCAAAAUGAACCGCCUUUUCGGGGGUGGAGCCUGGAGCCAAACCUGAACGGACGCACUUACACAGAGCUCCGAACAAUCGACGAAAAUCCAAAUCAAUCCGAGGCACCAGGGUACCAUCAGGUGACCCAAACACCAGUUGACAUGUAAAUAAAAAUGUGCAGAUCUAGCUGACAUUACAAGUUGGAAUCAACAGAUAAAAGUAUGCCUUAACUAUGUUGUGAUGUCAUCUAAUAAUCAAAACCCGCAAGGCUGUUGUGGCCAGGCGGGCUGUUUUGUAAUUAACCAUGCACUCAAAAAUAAAGAAUAAAAAAAAAAAAAAUGAACCCCCUUUUCAGUUUACAUUUAUUUUAAGUUUUACCCAUCCCAAGUCUAACCCUCACCAUGUUUGCCAUCUUUGAGGACAGUCAUUGGCCAUUUGGUGGAUCUCUUGUUCCAGGGCUCAUUAAUCUGCUUGCACCACAGGAAACAUAUCUACGCACACGUGAGAAACCGAGUCAUUGGCAGGACAUAUAGAAAACCACAUAUUGUUUGAAGACAACAUAAGAAGCUAAUGCUUUCAGUCUAUCACUGCCACCUGUUCAUUGCUUGAGCUAAUGGUUCCACAUUAUCCUGAGCAUUGGAGGAGAGGCAGAAGACUAAUGCCUGUAGAUACUUCCUCAGUGUUAUACGGUUCAAAAACAGUUUCACACUUGAAGGUAAGAUGGUAUCAGGGGACUCCAGGCAUCAUAACCACUUCAUUAAUAUGAAGUGGUUGUAAUAUUUUUGCAAUUUUGUUACC